UGUGUCGAAUGUGUGCUCUGAUCCGAGGGGUGUGUUGCGGGUAAGUGCGCGUCUUUUUUGCCUGUAUGUCUGUGCCAGUUCCUCUACAGUUUGAUUCCUAUCUCACUUGCGUUGACUUGUAUGGAGUAUUCGGUUGUCUACAAAUAUUCCUCUUUCACUGCAGGUUCAUCGUUAUUGAGAUUUGCACAAAAUAUUGUGCCAAAAAAAACCCGAUUUCGGUUAGGUGUUACUCAAAGCAGACCCCAUCUGCUAUGUGACGAUCCCUAAUGUGCAGGAGUUGCCAUGUUGUUGUCCUAUGAGAGGAACAAUGAGUGACAAAAGUCUCAGUAAACCAAAGCCAGUUCUUCUUGCAAUACAGAAUUGGCACCACACUAUGAGUGGAGACCAGACCUCAGCUUCCCAGCAGGGACAACCAGCUGUGGUAGCCCCCAUCCUGAGUAUCAACCCUGGGGAACCAGUAGACAUGGAAUGUCCUAUCUGCUAUCAAGAGUACAACCAGUACAACAAGUGCCCCCGGACGCUGGAGUGCCUUCAUGUCUUCUGCACCGAGUGCCUCCAGAGGAUCGGACUAUGCCUUUCUGAUCCGUCUGAUCCCAGGAGCCUGUUAGCAAUCCCUUGCCCCCUCUGCCGACACCUUACCCCUCUUGAGUCCAGGAAUGCUCUCUCCCUGCCCUACGACUCCCGUACACUGGCCAGGCUGUCCGCCAUGACCUUCCGCGUGCCAGUGGCCAUUGCAACUCGCCUCAGCAUGGUCAACCAAAGAGUUGCAGUCUUCAUGGAGGAUGACAGCAGGGAUACCCACUUCAUUAUCUUGCCUACAGUGAGCCUACAUGUGCAACAGAUGUAUCCAGAUAGGCCAUCUGGCACGGCACCAGGCCUGGUGGGAGAAGAGGAAGUUGUCCAGCAGAGUAAGAAGACCCUUGUUUGUGUGCAGCUGCUGGCCCUUGUCUUCUGGGUGUUGUUUGUGGUUGUCUGUGUGAUCGGUGUAGUGUUUGGUCCACAUUACUUUAAAAGGAAAUUUUAACAGGAAUUUAAAACAGUCAGAAUAUAAAACACAAUGAAAUGGUUUUAGGCACUUUCACACUUUGCCUUCAAAACAGCAUCAGUUCUAUGUACCUGUACAUACUCGUAGAUUUAGAGGGAUUUAGUUGGUCAUUCUAAACAACAAGAAUUAACCAUGGCUUUGUGUGUUCAGUGUGACUCAGUUCCAUCUGUCUCUCCAUGUAAUCCCAGAAUACU
Molecule: messenger RNA, 1239 nt
Organism: Thalassophryne amazonica
Lineage: Eukaryota; Metazoa; Chordata; Actinopteri; Batrachoidiformes; Batrachoididae
Product: RING finger protein 223
Exons: 2
Coding region: 296-1024 (242 amino acids)
Biological process (GO): protein ubiquitination
Molecular function (GO): ubiquitin protein ligase activity
Source: RefSeq, a predicted model, not a curated record